This is a messenger RNA of Acanthochromis polyacanthus (spiny chromis), 1251 nucleotides long. RefSeq lists its product as uncharacterized. The transcript has 2 exons. The record is from RefSeq and is a predicted model, not a curated record. NCBI's taxonomy places the organism in Eukaryota, Metazoa, Chordata, Actinopteri, Pomacentridae. Bases 74 to 1219 code for a protein of 381 amino acids. Gene Ontology annotation, molecular function: nucleic acid binding.
GGGCAAAUACAUCCCAGACCUCUCCACAGUGGGCCAACCUUUGUACGCACUCUUAAAGUCUGAUGCAGCAUGGAUGUGGGGUCCAGCCCAGCAGACAGCUUUUGAGAAAAUCAAAGAGCUCCUCACAACAUCACCUACCUUGGUGUACUACGAUGUCAACAAGGCGACAGCGGUCUCGGCGGACGCGAGCAGUUACGGGAUAGGAGGCGUCCUGUUACAGCUCCAUGGCGCAGAGUGGAGACCUGUGGCAUACUGCUCAAGACGACUGACCGAGGCUGAGACUCGGUACGCUCAAAUCGAAAAAGAGUGCCUUGCGAGCGUGUGGGCAUGUGAGCGUUUUCAGAUGUACCUCUAUGGCCUAUCGUCUUUCAAACUCAUCACAGAUCACAAACCGCUUGUCCCUCUCAUGAACUCUCGAGACCUCGAUAACGUGCCCCUCCGCUGUCAGAGACUCCUUAUGCGGUUAAUGAGAUUCAACCCAGUGGCGGAGCACAUGCCGGGGAAGACUUUAGUUGUAGCAGACCUCCUUUCUAGGAGCCCACAGACAGAGACAGGACCCGGCCCAACCAGCCCUGCCGACAUUGAGUGCUACGUUGCAGCGGUGAUGAGCAGCAUCCCCGCAUCAACCAGGAGAAUGGACAGCAUCCGGACUGAGACAGCAGCUGACAGGCAGCUCCAACUGGUUAUCAGGUCCUCGCCACACAGCAGUACGGGUGUCAGCCCCGCAGAGCUGCUCAUGGGCAGAAAAAUCAGGACGACACUGCCCACCCUGAACAAGAACUUGCAACCGAAGUGGCCGAAUAGAGAGCAAGUCAGAGCACGGGACACUGUGGAGAAGAGCAAACAGGCAUUCUACUUCAACAGACAUCAUGGGGUGAGACCACUCGCACCACUGCAGCAAGGCGACCAUGUCCUCACCAGACUGGAUAACGACAAGACAUGGGCCACACCGGCUGUAGUGGCUGGUGAGAGUACUACGCAGAGGUCUUAUCUCGUCGAGACUGGGCAGGGGACUCUGUACAGGCGAAACCGUCGCCAUCUGCAAGCGGUGCCCACUGCUGGGGCUCCGGUGAGGGGCAACACAAACUUUGAAACAGAUACACCAGACACUCAGGCAGGCCCGACCUUGGGAUCCCCUGGUCCUGGGGUGAACUCUGAUGGACAGUUCCAGACCCGGUCAGGUAGACUAGUGAAACCUGUCCAGAGACUUGACCUGUGAGGGGACUGUUUAUUUGAAUCGUUUCGUUAAAA